ACAAAAGAUUAUAUAAUGGUUUUGGAUUAUGCAGAAAAAGGAAAUUUGCGAAAUUAUUUAAGCACAGAUUAUAAUAAAUUAGAUUGGAAUGCUAUUUUGCGUAUUUUAUUGGAUGUUGCAUCUGGGCUUGAUUUGAUUCAUGAGAAGGAAUUAAUUCAUCGAGAUUUACAUGUUGGUAAUAUAUUAAUGUCUUCCGAUUAUGCUAUGAUAACUGAUUUUGGAUUAUGUAAGCCCGCGGAUAAUGUAUCAGAAAAUAAAAAAAAUCAUAUAUAUGGUGUUUUGCCUUAUAUUGCUCCUGAAAUUUUAAGAGGACAGAAUUAUACCAAAGCUGCUGAUAUUUACAGUUUUGGUAUAAUUAUGUAUGAAGCAAUUUCUGGAUUACCUCCAUAUCAUGAUUUAAGCAAUGAUGAAAAUUUGGCAAUAAAAAUUUGCCAAGGACUUAGACCAAGAUUUAAAAUUAAAGUACCACAAUUAAUUGUACAUCUAGUUAAGAAAUGCUUAGAUGAAAAUCCAUCAAAUCGACCAACAUCAGAAGAAAUUAAAAAUAUUUUAUACAUAUGGUGUCAUGAUUUUAACAAUCAAACAGAAUUAAAAAAGCAAAUUGAAGAAGCAGAAGAAAUUAACUAUAAAUAUUCAGCUGAGAGUAUUUCUCCAAUUAAUUUAGGCUUAUUAUCUUAUAAAAGUAAUAAAACACGUUCAGAAGCUAUUUAUACAAGUAGAUUAAUUAAUUUUAAUAAACUUCCUGAACCAAAGAAUUCUGACGAUUAUUAUGAACAUUACGAUAACAUAGUUAGCGAGAAAAUUUCAGAUUCUCAAUUGGGAAUGGUAAGAGAUAGACCAAAAACUUCUAAUGAUUAUUAUAAACAAAAUAACAUUAUAAUGAGCCAGAAAUUUUCAGUUAAGUAUGAUCAUAGUAAACCAAAUAGUAUUUUAUUAAAGAGUAGUAUUAUUAAAAAAAUUAUCGAUCAUGAAACAGAAGAAGUAGUUCAAGUUCAAGUAACAGAUAAAGUAGCAAAGAUUCAAAGAAAAUCAACAAUCAUAAAAAAUAAUCAACAAGAUGAAUCAGUAAAAACCUUAUCUAACCAAUUAAAAGAUAAUGAUGAUACUACUAAUAAGCUUAAACAAAAUGAAAAGAAAAUUGAGGUAUUACGAAAUAAGUUAGAUGAAGAAACCAAAAAAUAUCAAGAUUCUCUAGAGAAAAUUACUGCUCUCAAUAACCAAAUUAAAAAUAGAGAUGAUGACAUUAAUAAACUGCUGCAACGAACUGUGAGUCUAGAGGGAAAAUUGAAUGAAGAAAUCAUGAAGUAUGAAGCUUCUCAGGAUAAAUUUAUUUCCCAAUUUAAGGAUAGAGAUGUUUUUAUUGAUUUAUUACAAAAAGAGUUGAAUGAGAAAACCGGAAAGUGUCAAGUUUCCG
This is a messenger RNA of Rhizophagus irregularis DAOM 181602=DAOM 197198, 1414 nucleotides long. RefSeq lists its product as uncharacterized. The record is from RefSeq and is a predicted model, not a curated record. Lineage: Eukaryota; Fungi; Glomeromycota; Glomeromycetes; Glomerales; Glomeraceae. Gene Ontology annotation, biological process: protein phosphorylation. Gene Ontology annotation, molecular function: protein kinase activity; ATP binding.